AUGGAGUGCACCUGCUGGAAAACUGAUAGUCGCUUCCGGGGUCUGGAGGACUUCCGCAACGUAAACCGUCACUUCCGGAGGACGGAGGGUCGCUUCCGGGCGCUAGGAGGGUCUUUCGGCCCGCGCCGCUGCGCAUGCGCAGCUGCAGCGCUGUCACGGGCGUCACUGCGCAUGCGCGUGUCUCGGGUCGCAGGACCGCAGUUUGUCCACAUGGCGGCGGUACCGAGCACCAGCUAUUACCGGGCGCGGCCGUUCCGGCUCUUCGCCACGGGAUGGCGCUACCGGCUAUCGGCCAUCGACAGGGGCUGCGAAGGCCGGGGCUUCAGCGCCGCAGCACUUCACCCUCUCGCCCAGACCCAACCGCAGGCGCUCACCCCGAGCCCGGCAGCUGGAAACGUGGCCCGAGGCACAAAGGAGAUGGCAAAUGGUUGUGCCUUUACGUCCGGCAGAAAUGCCAGCGGGCAGGUCCAGAGCCGUCAGUGCAUUGAGGACGUCAUCAAAUUCGCCUUCGAGGAGAGGCUCUUCCUCAUGGCUGACGAGGUGUACCAGGACAACAUGUAUGCUGAGGGUUCGGCCUUCCACUCCUUCAGGAAGGUGCUGACAGAGAUGGGGCCGCCCUACCUGGACUCGGUGGAACUCACCUCCUUCCACUCCAUCUCCAAAGGCUUCACGGGCGACCCCUCAUGGCUCGGGGUGGACAGUGUAGACCUCGACCUCACAGAGAGUGAACUGCUCCUCCCGGCCCGGGAUGGUGACGGUGAUGGGUGCCCUAUUGCUACGCGCCUAUUGCUGCGCGCCGCCCUCCGCUCACCCUGCGCCCCCCUGCGCCUGCUCUGCCGCGACUUCCACGCCGAGGAGCUCUCCGUCUCCACCGUCGUCUCCCUGCUGGACUCCCUGGAGCCUGCUGCCGUCCGCAGAGUUGUUUUACGCUUCAACAACCUGGGGCUGGCGGGGCUGUGCGAAGUGCUGCCUCACCUCGGCCGCUUCCCCGCGCUGCGCAGCCUCAAGCUGCCCUACAGCAACGUGGACGUGCGCCGCACAGCCCCGGGCACGGACGCCUGCAUCCGCUGCUUGGCCGCUCACCUCCGGGCCCUGCCUGCCCUCAAGGAACUCGAUUUGUACUCCUCCAGGCUUUCUGAGAGACUCAGGCAGCUCCUGGGCGAGCUGCAGACUCCCCUGGAGAGUCUGGCGCUGGCCUUCUGCUGCCUGCUCCCCUCCGACCUCAUCUUCCUGUCCUCGAGCCUCCACGCGCCCUCCCUGCUCCAACUGGACCUGAGCGGCCACAACCUCACGUCCCCCAGCCUCCUGCAACCCUUGCGGACGCUGCUGGAAGCCGCUUCGUGCUCGCUGCUGCAGCUGGAGCUGCUGGAGUGUCAGCUGGGGGACGCGGAGCUGGAGCUGCUGCUGCCGGCGCUGCGCCGCUGCCGCCGCCUGCGCUGCCUCGGUCUCCUCGGCACCCCCCUGAGCCCGGCGGCGCUGGGCGGCCUGGCCCGGCCCUGCGCGGCCCUGCCCGACCUGCGCCUCGUGGGCUACUCGCAGCCGCCGCGGGGCUCCGGCCACCACACCCCCACGCAGGGGGAGGAGGGUUUCCCGGCGGAGCUGUGCCGGCUGCUGGCGAGCGCGGGUAGAGCAGACGCCGUGUGGGCGACCAGCCUCCAGCGCUACGGAGCCAUCGACUACUUCAGCUUGUAGCAUCCCCCCCCCCAGGGAGGCUUCACCUCGGGGCGCUCUGCCGGGCUCUGGGCUGUGCCACUCGGUUAUGGUGAGUUCAUUAAAGCCAACCCCACCUUGCCUGAUUAACCCAAGUCCUCCUGGGAUGCUUGGCAGGAGGAAGUGGCAGAGCUCAGCGGAGGGGAUGGAGCUCUUCUGCUUUUAAUGGACCAAGGAGAGAGCUGGCUGCUGUUCUGGCACACAGGGCACUGACCAGAGAAUCAUUACAGAUGGAAAAGCCCUUUGAGCUGCUGGAGUCCAACCCUGACCCCACAGUGCCACAGGCACCACUGAGCCACGGCCCUCAAGCACCUCAGCCCCACGGCUCUGGGACCCCUCCAGGGCUGAGCACUCCCCCAGCUCCCUGGGCAGCCUGGCACAGGGGCUGACACCCCUCUCAGGGAAACAGUUCUGCCUCAGCUCCAGCCUCAACCUCCCCUGGGGCACCCUGAGCCCCUUUCCUCUUGGCCUGUAGCUUUUAACUUGGGAGCAGAGACCGACCCUCUCAGCCACAGCCAGGGAGUCAGAGUGAUCAGGUCUCCUCUGAGCCUCCUUCUCUGCAGACUGAACCUUUGCCUCAGGUACCCUCAUUUAGCCCAGAGCUUCCCAGUGCAUCUUCUCUCCCUGCAGCCCCUCAGUGUCCCUGUGGCAGUGAGUGAGGGGGCCCAGCACUGA
Colius striatus (speckled mousebird) is the source of this 2385-nucleotide messenger RNA. Its product is annotated as leucine-rich repeat-containing protein 14-like. Gene Ontology annotation, cellular component: cytoplasm. Lineage: Eukaryota; Metazoa; Chordata; Aves; Coliiformes; Coliidae. The record is from RefSeq and is a predicted model, not a curated record.